AUGAAGGUCUUAAGCGUGCGAAAUCAAAUCAGUGAGCACACCUCAUACUUAGAUGCUUCCAUGAUUUACGGGUCUUCACAGGAAACCCUGAGCCGACUGAGAGAGGGACGCGGAGGUUUUCUUAAGAUGGGCCCAAAUGGAUUCCUCCCACCAGCAGAUGAUAGCACGUGCACGUUGCCGGAACCUGGGGAAUUCUGUUUUGAUCCAGGGGACCCCAGGAAUAACCUGGUACCAUCACUGGCCGCCCUCUACACCGUUUUACUCAGGGAACAUAACAGAAUAGCUAAACAGGUUCAAGUUUAUAAUCCUUCCUGGUCCGAUGAGAAGCUGUUCCAGGAAACUAGAAAAAUCAUGUCUGCUAUCAUUCAGCACAUUAACUAUAAUGAAUACUUACCACAUGUACUUAGUGAUAAGCACAUGCAAUUACACGGCUUGUACUCUACGCCAAACGGUCACCACACAGUGUACAACCCAAAGGUUAAUCCUACCACAGCAAACGUAUUCGGGGCUGCAGCAUUCAUGUAUGGACAUUCAACGAUUCCAAGCACCAAGGGUUUAAAGGACCCACAGACUCACGAAUUAGUUGAAAUAAAAACAGAAUUCACUUACUUAAGACCUUCAUUGCUGUUUGCUGGAAAUGGACGAGGAGCUGACCGACUAAACUUCUGGCAGUUGAACUCCAAACAAGCGAGACAAGAUAGGUUUAUACAAGAUGCUUUAAGAAAUGAAUUAUUGUUGAAUGAAAUGGGCGUGGCCUUCGACUUGGCUGCGUUGAACAUUCAAAGAGGGCGUGAUCAUGGUUUACCUUCAUACAAUGCCUGGAGAAAAUGGUGUGGUUUACAGCCCGCCCAUCAUUUCAGUGUGGGCUCAUGGGGACUCAUACACCACGAUCAUAAGGCAGCCAUUCUUUUGUCCAAAGUUUACAAACACCCAGAUGAUAUUGACCUGUUCACAGGAGGUCUGUCUGAACGCAGAAUCAAAGGAACGAUAACUGGGCCUACAUUCUCCUGUAUCAUUGCUAAGCAGUUCCAGUUAUUAAAACAGGGAGACAGGUUCUGGUACGAGAAUGACAUCCCAAAUAUUGGUUUUACAGCAGGUGAACAUGAGAAUCGCCCAAUUCCUCAAUCCAUGACCGCCAUUGAGACUGUCCGCUAA
Molecule: messenger RNA, 1155 nt
Organism: Pecten maximus
Lineage: Eukaryota; Metazoa; Mollusca; Bivalvia; Pectinida; Pectinidae
Product: peroxidase-like protein
Exons: 6
Coding region: 1-1155 (384 amino acids)
Biological process (GO): response to oxidative stress
Molecular function (GO): peroxidase activity; heme binding
Source: RefSeq, a predicted model, not a curated record